This is a messenger RNA of Sphaerodactylus townsendi, 2486 nucleotides long. Its product is annotated as zinc finger protein 558-like. The coding region runs from base 432 to 2183 and encodes 583 amino acids. Gene Ontology annotation, molecular function: DNA-binding transcription repressor activity, RNA polymerase II-specific. Lineage: Eukaryota; Metazoa; Chordata; Lepidosauria; Squamata; Sphaerodactylidae. The record is from RefSeq and is a predicted model, not a curated record. The transcript is spliced from 9 exons. Gene Ontology annotation, biological process: negative regulation of transcription by RNA polymerase II.
GUCACCCUGAGCAGGAAAGGGAGCGAGUUGGCAUUCCUAGAAAGGGGGCCAGCGCACUUUCUUGCGGGGAGCGACCUCCGUGGCACCUCACCCCAGCCCCCUCUCCAAAGAUCUGUUUCUUCAGAAAGGGAUAGCAAAAGUGGAAGAAGAGAAGAAGAGUUUGGAUUUAUACCCUACCUUUCUCACCUGUAAGGAGACUCGGCAGUUUACAAACACCCUUCCCUUCCUCUCCCCACAACAGAGACACCUUGUUAGAGGGAAAUCUGUGGUUGGAUUCAUCUUCCUUUGCUUGCCGGUGUAGAGAGCACCGUAAUUUGCUCCUAGAACACCUUGUUGGCUGUGCAGUGCUUCGUAGCUCCACCCAUUUGACUAUUCCUGGACUUGAGAAAGAAACGGGUAGAAAAACCUUUUAGCUGAGCCUCCACUUCAAGAUGAACAGCUCUGCUCGCUCUGAAAAAGAAAGAUUUCCUAAUGCCACCAGGACUGUGAAGAACAGGGGAUUCAGGGGACGAAGGCUGCGGAAGGCCCGGGGUGGGGGCCUUGUCAGCUCAGAUGGCCCCCGCCAGCGUUUCAGGCAGUUCCCCUACCAGGAGGCCAAGGGGCCCCGAGAGACUUGCAGCCGAAUCCACCGACUUUGCCGCCAGUGGCUGAAGCCAGAAAGGCACAGCAAGAUGGAGAUGCUGGACCUGGUGAUCCUGGAGCAGUUCCUGGCUGUCUUGCCCACGGAGAUGCAGAGCUGGGUCAGGGAAUGUGGGCCAGAGUCCAGUUCCCAGGCGGUGGCCCUGGUGGAAGGCUUCCUCAUGAGCCAGGCAGAGGACAAGAUGCAGGACGAGCAGACCGCUGAUGCUCCUGAGGCAGAGAAAAGUCCAUCCAACACUUGCAAAAGUCCAGUUCUCAAUGGGACGCCACAGGAGGAUGGCCAACUGGGCAAUGGAAGAACGUUGACGCUUCAUUUUAGACUUUCUCAUGGGGGUGGAAUAGAAACUACCUCUGAGCAGCCAGAUCAGGACAUGGUGACCUUUGAGGACGUGACUGUGUAUUUCACAGAGGAGGAGUGGGAUCUACUGGAUCCAGACCAAAGGGCCUUGCACAGAGAAGUCGUGGCAGAGAAUUGCAGGAACUUGGAGUUUCUGGGACUCGUUCCUCCUGAUAUCGGUUGUGGAAGGACACUAAUGCUUAAUUCCAGAUCUUCCGAUUGCGGUGGAACAGAAACCACCUCUGGGGAAACAGAUCAGGGUCUAGUGGCCUUUGAGGAUGUGGCCGUAUGUUUCUCAGACGAGGAGUGGGCUCUACUAGAUCCAGACCAGCAAGCCCUGCACCAGGAAAUCAUGGAGGAGAACUGCAGGAAUCUGACCUCUCUGGGAAUAUCUCCCUCUGUAUUGGCUGGUGUUGUGGGGGAACCUAAGGAACAAGAACAGCAAAGCCAGGAAACCGAAGUAAAGGAGAUGGAGAAAUCUGUGGCCUCUGAAAAGCCCAGCAGUCCAGAAAACCCAAGCCAAGGAGAACAUGGCAAAGGAAAUAAAAGAAACAAGCGGCAUUGCUUUGCAAAAGCCUUUACUAGUAAGUUAGUCCUUAGACCCCGCUGGAAAAUGUCCAAUGGUGGGAAAAGCUCAGACUUUGGAAAGAGCUUCAGUCAGACCAGAAAUCAUACUUCCCAUCCAAAGGCAUCCAAAGGGGAAAGGCCGUAUCAGUGCCCAAUGUGUGAGAAGAGGUUUGUCCAGAGUGCUCAUCUUGUUGCCCACCGGAGAACCCACACAGGAGAGAAGCCAUAUAAAUGCAAAGAAUGCGGAAAGAGGUUCACUGAGGGCAAAAGUCUUGUUGCCCAUCAGAGAAUCCAUACUGGGGAAAAGCCCUUUGAGUGCUCUGUCUGUGGGAAAAGGUUCAGAGUCAGCAUAACCCUGACUUACCACCAAAGAAUCCACACUGGAGAGAAACCAUAUGACUGCACAAUAUGUGGGAAGAUUUUCAGAGUCAGCUCAAGUCUUCGUUCACAUCAGAGGAUCCACACAGGGGAGAAACCGUAUAAAUGUUCGGUGUGUGGCAAGAGUUUCGUUCAGAGUGCACAUCUCAGUUCCCACCAGAGAAUUCACACAGGGGAGAAACCGUUUCAAUGUUCAAAAUGCGGAAAGACCUUCAAUCAGAACGCAAACCUUAUUAGACAUCAAAAAACCCAUUCUAGAUAGCAACCAUAUAAAUGCUUAGAGUUUGGGAAGAGUCUCAGUGGCCACACUAAACUUCCCCUUGGUACCCACCACAGGUGAGUUCAACCCUUUAACUGCAGAGUUAGCCCUUGCAAGCACUAGACUGACCAAUACUCAACAAGUCAGCAUACUAGCCCCAGAUUGUGUGUGUUAUUAAUUGUUGAUAAUAAUGAUAUUUAUUUAUCCAGAAUAUUUAUGUACCCUUCCUUUCUGCAGACAUAGGAAGAACCUAAGGCUUGUUCUGUUUACAAAGUACCUACAUAUCUUAUUGUUGAAGGCUUUCAU